UGUGUGCGCCUGGCCCGGCCGCUCUCCGUGCCGAGCUGAGCCCAGCCAAGCCGGCGCCCCAGCCCCGCCGCUCCCCACAUGCGAGGGGGAGGGGGCUUUACCUGUCCUACCUCGGCGGCUGGCUCCAGAGCCGGGAGAGGGGGGGAAGGAAAGCAGAAUUACCAGUAGCUCUGGUUCUGCCGUCCCGGGCGUUCACACACACCUUCACCUGCACAGACCUGAAAGUCCAGUUCCGCCAGGGAGACGGAGGCACCGGGAAAAGGGGAGAGAGUUCAUUGGAUCAAACAUGUCACAAGAGACGGACAAUAACAAGCGACUUGUGGCCUUAGUGCCAAAUGACACUUCAUUCAACACCAGACGAGCCUACACCAGCGAAGAUGAAGCCUGGAAGUCGUAUUUGGAGAAUCCCCUAACAGCAGCUACCAAGGCUAUGAUGAGCAUAAAUGGUGAUGAGGACAGUGCUGCUGCUCUUGGCCUAUUAUAUGACUAUUAUAAAGUUCCCAGAGAUAAAAGGCUGUUGUCUGUUAACAAAGUGAGUGAUAAUCAAGAAGACCAAGAUAAAAGAAAUUGCCUUAGUACCACGGAAGCUCAGACUACUUUGAGUGGGGGAGAGAACCGCGUGCAAGUCCUGAAGACGGUGCCCGUUAACCUUUCCCUGAACCAAGAUCCUUUGGAGCCGUCCAAAAGGGAAUACAACACAAACGUGUCUGGGAGCUCGACGCCCAUCACGGGGACUGGAGUGACUGUGGUUAAAGUAGAGGAGUUCACCCCUGUUUUUAUGAGCCCGCAAGCACACUAUGCAAGAGGAGAGAAUGAGGAGCACCGAGGAGUUAUCUUUGAACCCUAUGAAGUGUCGAACAUUGCUCCCCAUGCAAAUUAUCUCAAGGAUGACCAGCGCAGUACUCCUGACAGUACAUACAGCGACAACUUCAAAGAGGGAGGAACAGAAAAGUAUCGCAGUGUGUCAGUGGGGGCUGAAGAAUAUAUUUAUGAACAAACAAGCAGCACUUUUCAGUAUACGCUAGAAGCUACCAAAUCUCUGCGUCAGAAGCAAGGGGAGGGGCCCAUGACCUACUUAAACAAAGGACAGUUCUACGCCAUCACCUUGAGUGAGACAGGGGACAACAAAUGUUUCCGACAUCCCAUCAGCAAAGUCAGGAGCGUGGUCAUGGUUGUUUUCAGUGAGGAUAAAAACAGAGAUGAACAGCUGAAAUACUGGAAAUACUGGCAUUCUCGACAGCACACAGCUAAACAGAGGGUCCUUGACAUUGCUGAUUACAAGGAGAGUUUUAAUACCAUCGGAAAUAUUGAAGAAAUCGCAUUCAAUGCUGUGUCCUUUACUUGGGAUGUCAAUGAGGAGGCAAAGAUUUUCAUCACAGUGAAUUGCUUGAGCACAGACUUCUCCUCACAAAAAGGAGUAAAAGGGCUUCCCUUGAUGAUUCAGAUUGAUACCUACAGCUACAACAACCGCAGCAAUAAACCCAUCCACCGAGCCUACUGCCAGAUCAAAGUUUUUUGUGACAAGGGAGCGGAAAGGAAAAUCCGAGAUGAAGAGAGGAAGCAGAACAGAAAGAAAGGCAAAGGCCAGGCAUCCCAAGCCUCGUGCAAUAACUCAGCUGAAGGGAAAUUGAGUGCACUCCCUCUGCAAAAAAAGAGUGAUAUCACCUUCUUCAAAACAAUGUCUGACCUGGAUUCCCAGCCAGUUCUCUUCAUACCAGAUGUUCACUUUGGAAACCUACAAAGAACAGGACAGGUUUACUAUAAUACAGAUGAUGAGAGAGAAGGUGGCAGUGUCCUGGUCAAAAGGAUGUUCCGGCCUGUGGAGGAGGAGUUUGGUCCAUCCCCUUUGAAACAAAUGAAAGAAGAAGGCCUUAAAAGAGUGCUUUUGUAUGUGAGGAAGGAGACAGAUGAGGUGUUUGAUGCUUUGAUGCUGAAAUCACCCACAGUAAAGGGGCUAAUGGAAGCUAUCUCUGAGAAAUAUGGGCUGCCAGUUGAAAAGAUUGCAAAACUUUAUAAGAAGAGCAAAAAGGGUAUCUUGGUAAACAUGGAUGACAACAUUAUUGAACACUACUCCAAUGAGGACACGUUCAUCCUGCACAUGGAGAGCAUGGUCGAAGGCUUCAAGAUUACACUGACAGAGAUCUAGCUUCAUGCAGAGCCUUUUUGUAAGGAACCACAGCAUUUCAUCCUUCUUGAAAAGCAGAGGAUUCCCCGGGAACUUGACAGACAUUGAUCAGAGAAACUGUUACAAGACUGCUUUGAAAAUACUGUCCAUUCUGCAUGUGUGCACCCACUGCAUACAGACUUGGGUUUGUCAAGCACAAGGCCACUCAUGUUAACCAGGACCCUUAUUUAUUGUUCCCCACUCUGUAGUGUAAAAGCAGUUACCAGCCCCCAGAUUUGUAACCAGGAUGUGAAAUGCAGCAUUUUAAUCCAUACUUUUGUGUGGAUAAGCUCAUUCUAAAACACUUUAAGGAUCCAUGCUGGUCUAGUUUCACAAAUCUGGUGUAAAUCACUUUACCAGUAGUUCUCUCGGUCAUUGCUAAAACACUGGUGUAGUGCUAAAGGUGGGGAAAGUGGCUGACAGUUCACUUGCUCAGAUUGAUCCAUAUCUCUCUCUAGUGUAUAGUUUUGCCAAAUACCUCUGGUAGUUCUCAGCACGUAGCAAUGAGGACUUGUAAGUAAGGCAUUCAGCUACAGAUGUCACUUGUAAGUAAAUGGUAAAGAAACCAUUUUAACCAUGUAUAUAAUGUUUAUAAUAUGCAAUAAUAUAUUUUAACUACUGUAUGUGGGCAUGUUUACUGCCACUAUGUUUUUGUAUGUGUUGGGUUUAGGGUUUAACAGAAUCUUUCCUAGAAGAUUAGACUACUGCAGUCUGUUAAGGAGUGUGUACCGAGAAGCUGAUAAUUGCACCUGGACUCAGAUGCUCCACCCUUGCCCACCCAGUUUUAUAGUGAAUUAUUGGAGCAAACCCUAUGCUACAGGGUCUGGAAUACCCUUGGCACAAUGGGACCCACUUAGGUUGCCCAAGUCCCAGCUGGAGAUACUUGAGCGUUCCAUCCAGCUGUCACCAAAUCCAAGAGGCACCAUGUGUCUGCUGCCUGGUGUGCCAGGUGGAGGUACAGAAGGGACUUCUACCUGUUCUGUUGAUGAAGUGGAGGCUCUCAAAGUGGGCUUUUCUCAAGACUCUGGAGGGAAAGGUGCUUUCUGCAACAGCCUGCUCAUUAAAGCAUUCCUCUAAACUGUAAGAAACAGGACUUUAAACUCUUCUUCUUAAGGGUACUUGCUCUUGUAUCUCCACUGAAUGAUUCUGAUUCCUAGAACUCUUAGGUGAGGUAUAAACCCAGCCUUGAUGUAAAUACUUUAUCCAACUGGAACAAUCUUAUCUGUGGAGACCGAGUAUCCCACAACUGAGGUGUGGAGGUGUAGGUCUCUCUCUCACAAGGGCUGGAUCUGAACCCGAGUUGAGCUACUUGGUUAUCCCAUCCAGUAACACCUGUCUCAUGAAUUCUGUGAAGAGAGAAGGUUGCAUAGGCUGCAGUUAUACCAGGAAAUGGUUCAAGGCCUGAACGUCUCCAGCACAUCCAAACCCAGCACCGCACUCUCUCCUUUCCAACGUCUCUGACUGUCAUAGAGAGCUCCUUACUCAGCACACAAGCCUGUGAGUUUCAUCUGCAAGUAUUUUGUUCUCCAUGCAUGUGUGUGGAUCCUGUGUGACAGACAGAAAUGUGAGUCCUUUCCUACAUGCACCAUUUACAGGUUCUUUGUAGUUUUUUCCUUCUAAUUUUUUUUUUUCAUUUGGUCACAGACUCUGCUUUUUUAUAUAGGUGGUUAGUGGCAUAAAGAAGUGCUGCCUCAUUUAACAGGGCUCAUUCUGUAGUGUUUUGAGCUGUAUGGAGCUAUUGACACUCAGGCAAAGUAGUUGGGAUAGCUGACCAGUCUGGUUUGGUCAUGUCUUUGCAUUGGGUUUGUUUCUGCAAGCUCUGGCACUCUUUCUUAACUUUAUUAGCAAUAGCACCCCAUUAAAAUAUGUACUUCAGAUAGAAAUCUUAGGAACCUGUCAAAGUUUCAUAGAAUCAUAGAAUGGUAGGGGUUGGAAGGGAUCUUUAGAGAACAUCUAGUCCAACCCCUGUACAGAAGCAAGUUCACCUAGAUCAGGUCGCAUAGGAACGGAAUCUAUAAAAGGAUCAGGCCAUUAGCAUCAGGGCUAACAUACCCAGAAUCCACAUAUGUCUGCAAAGCAAAAGUAUCUAUUCUGUCUCCCUCCCUCUUCCUUUGUCAUGUGUUUUUUUUCCUUCUGAUGCGGAGUUUUGUAGUCAUUCUAUUAUUAAAAGAAGUAUGUACUCCAGCAGAGAUGUUCUUGCCACCUGGCUCAGGAGCAGACAUCCUGGGAAUACAGGGGAUUUAAGGUGCUUCAGUUUCUGCUUGGCUUGCUCAGAUAAAAAGUCUAUGCUGACUUAACCCAGCUGCUUUUUUCCUUAAAAAAGAAGACAGUUUUGGCAGGUGGCGUUAGGGACUGGGACCAGCACACAGGACUGGUGUCACUUGGAUCAGAAGUUUGGGAUUAGAAGGGUAUCAGCUGGCAUCUCUCACUUGUGAGAUUCUGGGAUUCUGUGAUGUCUGGACAGAAGCUGCAGCUGAAGCAUAGGGGUAAAUGCACAUGGGAGUGGGCCCUGGUUCUACUCCCUGCCAUCAGCAAACCUGCCAUCCAAGCUCUCUCCAUUACAGGUAAUGCUGGGGCUGGCCUGCAUUAGGAUGUGUUCCAUUAAGAGAGGACAGUGAGAAGAACAGGACUGUCCUGGCAGCACCAGUACUCAGGUUAAUGGGACAUUCGUAUUUUACAUGUGGGUGGAGGCAAGCUGGGGUCUGCUGGAUGCUGCAGCAUCCUGUGCUGAGGAGCAGUGUAGGGUCAGCAAGCAGUGCAAUGUUCCAAGAAAUACUGGGCUCAAGGAGCUGUCUUUCCAUUGCCAUUUUAGGAGCUUUCAGUCAGGCACUGUCCAGAGAAGGAAAGUUGCUUCCAAGAUUAAUGGAAAGCUUUUCUAAAUAAAUCUUAAAAUGUAUGAGUUCCUCGUAGUCCUGCCUUUAGUUCCUUCUUACAGACUCAGUGAAGGCAGCAGAGUUGAGGAAGAUGAGCAGGAUUUACCCUGAUGGUAAGAUUAUUUUAAAACAUCUAGAGCUAGUUAAGGAUGAUCUCACUGAACUUUAUCUGCCAGGGUCUGAGGGCUUUGUUUCUCUGCUCCAGAUGCAGAUGCAUCACAAGGACCUAAGACAUUUGCAAAGACCAGAUCACCCUGCACCCCUGCAGUUGUAGUGACAGCAUCAGCUACUGGAGGAGCUCUGAACCGUGGGUGUUGCUGUGGCAAGUGAUGAGCUCUCAGGACUCACCUUCUUGGUCCCAAACAGUUAUCAAGGUGAUGGGGAAGGGCCAGGAUGAGUAACACAAACUUCUGAAGCAGUGGCCUGCCUCGUACCCUGCUUGAUUCAGGGUCUUGAGGAGUACAAAGUGCUUACAUGUAUAUUGUUUCAAGUAUACAUGUUGCUUUUCUUCAAUGAAAAACAUUAACACUAGAGCUUCCAAAUAUUACAAGUUAAAUGGAAGUGAGAUUUGGCUGCUGUUCAGCAGGGGACAGGAAUAUCUGCCUUGCCUCCUUUUAUCCCUUUGUGGCCCUGCUGUGGUUGUUUAUUUAAAGGAACAAAACUCUCAUUCCCUUUCUUUCUUCAAGACAGUGGUCUUGAAUCUUAACUAGUGCAGCAUGAAAGGUGUCUCACUGCUCAGCUCCUUUUCCCUAGGAAGGAUUAGAGCAGCUCAGUGGCUGUUAAGCGUUGGGUUUUGAGAGACUCUGAUAGAGAUGCACAAAAGGAGAAUGGUCUUCCAAAGCCUGAAAUUUGGUUCCCACUACAGAUUUGGCAUCAUGUCUGUCCACUUGAUGUCUUAGUAUGGAACCUCCAAAUCUCAAAGUUUAUUUCGGCAGUCAGGCGCUGAUAUCCCCAAAAUAAAGUGCGUCCUUGCAGUGAAGCUUAGUUGAUGUGCAGUAACAGCCUCAUCAAGACAUUUUUCAAGCUUUUUACCACUGAAUGUAAAUUACAAAGAGAAGGGAUUUUUUUGUCCUCUGUGUGUCCUCUCUAAUGAAGUUUUUGGUCAAUGGAGUUCAGAGAUCAAGUGUCUUUCUUGUAUAUUUUUCCUUUUUCAGUUUAUGAAUUGUUUAAAUGUUGUAAAUUAAUUCAAAACAGUUAGUAAAAACUAAACUCUCCAUCUGUCAGAGAUGCUGUAUAUUGAUUGAUAUAGAACUGGAAAGGAGUGUCUUAUGACUUUUAAAAUGUAAAGCUUAUGAAAUGUUUAUAUGCUCUUCCAUUUCCUAUGAAUUUUGUGACAAGAUACAAACAAGACUGUUUGUGCCAAAGUUUGUGACAAGCCCUCUUUCUGGCAAACAAGGAACCUUUAUGUAUAAAUAGUGUGCUUUUAUAUUAAGAAAAUAGCUCAUGUAACUUAAUAGUGUUGCAACUGGGAGAGGGGUUUGAUAAACUGUAAAUACAGUUAUUUUAUUUUUUGUACAUUUUUA
Colius striatus (speckled mousebird) is the source of this 6560-nucleotide messenger RNA. It is a transcript of the gene GRHL2, whose product is annotated as grainyhead like transcription factor 2. The record is from RefSeq and is a predicted model, not a curated record. The coding region runs from base 287 to 2146 and encodes 619 amino acids. NCBI's taxonomy places the organism in Eukaryota, Metazoa, Chordata, Aves, Coliiformes, Coliidae. The transcript is spliced from 16 exons. Gene Ontology annotation, cellular component: nucleus. Gene Ontology annotation, molecular function: RNA polymerase II cis-regulatory region sequence-specific DNA binding; DNA-binding transcription activator activity, RNA polymerase II-specific. Gene Ontology annotation, biological process: brain development; neural tube development; regulation of transcription by RNA polymerase II.